Molecule: messenger RNA, 243 nt
Organism: Angiostrongylus costaricensis
Lineage: Eukaryota; Metazoa; Nematoda; Chromadorea; Rhabditida; Metastrongylidae
Source: the annotation of a GenBank genome assembly
AUGAGAACCAACAAUUCACAUCCGCUUGCCGCCAAUAUUAGUGGAUACGAUGAUGAGAACGGAGGUAACGUCACAUAUGUGGCAGCGGGUACAGCUCCUGUGUCUUCUACGUCAGACGAUCUUCCACCAUCAUCCGCUCAAGAGCUGUACAGUCAAAAAGGUACAAUACCUAUCUUGCUUACAGAUGGCAAAGUGGUGGAAACUCAGGAGAUGGCACAAAAGGACAAAAUGAGCUUUGUUUGA